AUCAUUUUAUUGCGUCAAAGUUUUUAUCAUUUUAUGUAUAUUUUUAGAUUACUAGUACCUUUCUCUCUCACUCCCGCUCUAACCAAAAAUCUGUGUUGAUUGAUGCAACCUACUUUUUUUUUUUCUUUCUUCUUUUUUCUCAAUCUCGUUUAUUACCAUAAACCCUAAAAAUUCCACCACCGCACCACAAUAAUUCUACACCCCCUUUUCCAACUUUUCACACCUCCAAAUUCUCCAACUUUUCUUCAUUCUUCUCGCAGUCUUUCCACUUUUCAAGCUUCAAUCUGCAUUGGAGAAGCUUAAUUUAAGAUUCUCUCCUUCAAUUUUCAGCUUCAGUGUUCAUUUUCACUUCAAAAAAAAGUGUUACUGUGUUUGGAAUGUUUUGAAUGGCCCAAAAGUGUUGAGUCUUGUUUAAGGAAGUAGAAAUGAUGAAGGAGAGGUUUGGUUUGAUGAAUGGUGGUGAAAGGGUUUGUGAGAAUGGUUUUAAGGAGGAAGAUGAGAGUAUUGGUGAUCAUAUACUUGAGGAAAUGGAGUCGUUUUUUGUUGAUAUCGAUGAGCGGUUGAUUAUCUCUAGGAUGGUGAGUGACUCUGUCAUAAAGGGUAUGGUUAAUGCUGUUGAGGAACAGGCAGCUGAGAGAAUUGCUCAGAAAGAAUCUGAAGUGGUUGGAUUGAAGAAAAUGAUGAAUAGUUUAUGUGUUGGUUCGGAUGAAACUAAAAUGCUUUGGUCUUCGUUGUGUUGUAAUGAACCCCGUGAAGAUGUUACACGACGUUUUUUAGAUAGUGUUGUGGGGAAAGAUAGAGUUAGGAAGCCUUUGGAUAGUCUUAAGUUUGAGGUACAUGAGCAGUUGAAUCAGCUCAAAAAAGAAAUAAAUAAAAUUAGAGGUCCUGGUUCGAUUAGAAGAUUUAGUUCGGGUUCUGAUUUGCUAGGUUUAGGUGGUAUUCUGCAGGAGAAUGUGCCCGAAAGAUGGAUCUAUGUCGAUAAAGCUUUUGAAAGUCUGAAAGAUACUAUGGACUAUUUCUGCAGAAAGAUGGAAAUUACGGAUAAGUUAUCAAAGUCAAUAGAACUUUCGCAGUGGCAGGAGGAGCAGGAGUUUCGGUUGGAAAUUGAGCUGAUGGUGAUCCGCAAUUGUAUCAAGAGUUUGCAGCAGAAGUUUGAACAAAAGCUACAUGACAUCUGCGAAUCUGAAACUAGAAAUAGUUUUAACCAAUAUAAAGAGGUCUCCAGUUUGCGUCAGGAUUUGGAUUCAAUUUUUAGAACACUAUCUGUUUUUGAAACUGGAACUCUUAUUUCUCAUGGAUCCUUGGAGAAUACUGAUGAUUGGUGUCAUAAUAAGAGGGCAGAACAUUUCCACUUGAAGCUUUCAACGGAUCAUUUACCGGUUUCGACUUUGGAACAAAACGGAAAGCAUGAAGAUUCAAAGAUUAGCAAGCCUGAUAAUUUGGAUUCUGCCUCACUUAAGGACAUGUCUAAAGAUGAUUUGAUUACUUAUAUAACUAAGAUGAGAAGAAACCAUGAAUCUCAAGUGCAAGAGAAGACUGAAGAAAACUUUUGUCUUAGGCGGGAACUAUUGAAUUUGAAAGAAAGAGGUUCUUCCUUUUCAUUGAAGAAGGAUAAGGACUUUGAUUUGUUGAAGAAAAAAAUCCCCGACGUUGUCUCAAAAUUGAAUGAAAUCCUUGAUGGAAAUGAGAAAUUGCGUCAAUUCAGUGAAAACAUUGAAUCUCUUAGCAGUUUCAAAGAUAGAUUGGAUUUCUUACAAUCUGAGAAUCACGAACUGAAAGACAUUCUAACCAAUAAGGAGAAGGAACUUAAGAGUUUAUCUUCUCAGCUUUCUGUUGCUAUGGAAAAACUGUCACAACAACAGUUGAUUGAAGAAAAUUUGUUACGAACUGUUCAGAAGCUUGAGGAUGAUGUUGGAGAUGCACGUGCUGAAGUUUCAGUUAUUCAAGAUGUACAUACAUGUCUCUUUGAAGAUAUGGAAAGUAAAUGUAGAUUCGUUACCGAAGGCUUGCAUCUCAAGUAUGGUUUCAUGCAAGAAAUUUAUGAAGUAAUGUUGAAAGAUACUAUCGACAGUGUUCAAGCUUCUAAGGGAUUGGAAAUAGAAGAAGCAAAUAUCGAGUCAAUCAUGAUGCAAGGGCUACUGGAUAUUAAUCAAAUUAUAUUCAAAGAAGCUUUGGUAGAUGCGGAUAAAGCAUUAAAACUCGAAGCUGCUGAGAACAAUGAACUAAAAUAUGAAAUACUUAUGCUGAAAUCAACAGUGGAAGAAAAGGAGGAUUUAAUACUAGGGGCAACGGAUGCUUUGGAACAAGAAAAGCGAAAGAUGGAAUCUGCCUCUGAAAAGCUUGACAGUUUAAGAGCUAAGACAGAUCAUCAACAUAAAUGGAUUGUGGAGAACUGUAAAGAGUUGGAUGUUACUAAGGGUAAACUAGAUUCAGCAACGAAGGAAAUUGAACAAUACAAGGAGCAAAUGCACAAGUUACAUCAAAAUCUUGAACGAAAAAUGAAUGAGCUUGGUGAAAUUGAUAAAGAAAGAAGAGAACUUUGUGCUGUUACAAAAAAGCAGCAAGAUGCAUUGAAAUGUAUUGAGGCAAAAGAAAGGGAAACCAGGAAGCAAAUGGAAUCAACCAUUAAUCUCGUCCAUAAAUUACUGACAAUGGUUACUGAUGUAGAAGCUAGUGUAAAUGAAGAUAUUUCAAGAAAUUGUUUGAGGCUUGAAAACAUGAGUUCUGAGUUAUGUUUACUCAAGAACAAAGCCGGUGCACUAAAAACGACGGGAUUGGUGUACAAGCAAAGGUUUGAAACACAAAGUUCUAAUCUUGCAAAGGCUGAAGCAGAGGUUGAUCUUUUAGGGGACGAGGUAGAGACUCUUCUUAGACUCCUUGAAAGGAUUUACAUUGCACUUGACCAUUAUUCACCCAUAUUCCAACAUUACCCUGGGGUUAUCGAGAUUCUGGAGCUUGUAAGAAGAGAAUUGACUGGAGAGUCUAGAAAACUUGUUUAACCGCAUGUUCUUGCCAGGUAAUGAGUUGUACAGCUAUUCACAUGAAUUACAUGCAGCUUGUGAUGUGUUGCUGCUGGUAUUUUUGUUCCCCUAAAACACAUAACGACGAAAACAAUAGAAAAGAAUCAAGACCUUAUGCAGUUGCUAACGCGCCUCCGUUUAUUCUACACAUGAAUCCUUUAUACACUUACUAGGAGACACGCCGUGUUCGUUUGGCUCUAGUUUACCAAAAAUUUGCUUUCCCUCUUUGUAAUGCACAGUUGGGUUUUGUUUUUUUUAUACUAGCAAUAGCAUCUGUUUAUGUUAUUUUUGUGAAAUGAGGUUUUCCAUAAUGUGAUGAGUUUUUAAAUGGCUUAUA
Messenger RNA from Trifolium pratense (red clover), 3357 nucleotides. RefSeq names its product WPP domain-associated protein. The coding region runs from base 426 to 2999 and encodes 857 amino acids. The record is from RefSeq and is a predicted model, not a curated record. The transcript is spliced from 6 exons. Lineage: Eukaryota; Viridiplantae; Streptophyta; Magnoliopsida; Fabales; Fabaceae.